Messenger RNA from Cheilinus undulatus (humphead wrasse), 1866 nucleotides. It is a transcript of the gene cbsb, whose product is annotated as cystathionine beta-synthase b. The coding region runs from base 106 to 1860 and encodes 584 amino acids. Gene Ontology annotation, molecular function: cysteine synthase activity; cystathionine beta-synthase activity. The transcript is spliced from 15 exons. NCBI's taxonomy places the organism in Eukaryota, Metazoa, Chordata, Actinopteri, Labriformes, Labridae. Gene Ontology annotation, cellular component: cytoplasm. The record is from RefSeq and is a predicted model, not a curated record.
GUUUAGAUGGUGCUACUGUUAUAAGUGUGUGCCACUGCACUCUGGCUAGGAGUGAGAAGUUGUCUCUCUUCGCUUCAGCUGCUAGUGACGUCUGACGGGUGAGCCAUGCCUUCUGUUUUUGAAAGCACCUUUAUCUGCCCACAUGCAGUCAGCCUGAUAAAAGCAAAAUCCUCUGCUGUGAAUGGGGAUGCUGUUACUGUCAACGGUAGUAAAAAGUUCGCUGUAAAUGGAGAUCAGGAUCUGCAAAAAGUUCAGGAUAAACCACAACAUGACAGUCAAGUUUUGAAGGACGGGAAAGUUCAAUUUCAGGAGGACUGGAUCUGUCCUGAUUUGCCUAGCAGAUGUACCUGGAGUUUGGGUGCACCCUCUUCAGAGUCGCCCCACAGCCAGCCAGUAAGCACAACAGCACCGACUAUCCUCCCAAACAUCCUGAGCAAAAUUGGACACACACCCCUGGUUCGGUUGAACAAGAUCCCUAAAGAGUUUGGACUCAAGUGUGAUAUUUUGGCCAAGUGCGAGUUUUUCAAUGCAGGAGGAAGCAUCAAAGACAGGAUCGCCCUGCAGAUGAUCGAAGAUGCUGAGAAAGCUGGGAUUCUCAAACCAGGGGACACCCUCAUCGAGCCCACCUCAGGCAACACGGGUAUUGGUAUCGCCCUGGUGGCAGCAGUAAAAGGCUACCGCUGUAUCAUCACCAUGCCUGAGAAGAUGAGUAUGGAGAAGGUGAACCUGUUGAGAGCUUUGGGGGCAGAAGUUGUGCGUACGCCGAAUUCUGCAGCUUUCGACUCACCAGAAUCUCACAUGGGUGUAGCUUGGCGUCUAAAGAAUGAGACUCCCAACUCGCACAUCCUUGACCAGUAUUGUAAUGUUGGUAACCCCCUGGCUCACUAUAAUGCCACAGCAGAGGAGAUCCUGGAGCAGUGUGAUGGUAAAGUGGACAUGUUGGUGGCAGGGGCUGGAACAGGUGGUACUCUUACUGGAGUGGCUCGGAAGUUGAAGGAGAGAUGUCCCAAUAUAAAGAUUGUUGCCGUUGACCCUGAAGGCUCCAUCCUGGGCGGCACAAAAGAGAAGAGCGAGAAAACUUCUUUUGAGGUGGAGGGAAUCGGCUAUGACUUUGUCCCUGCAGUGUUUGACAGAUCACUUGUGGACUUGUGGUGUAAAAUGUCAGAUAUGGAGACGUUCACCAUGGCACGUAAGCUCAUCAGAGAGGAGGGUCUUCUGUGUGGGGGCAGCUCUGGCUCAGCCAUGGCAGCAGCUGUAAAAAUGGCCCAGCAGCUUGAGGAGGGGCAGCGCUGUGUCGUAAUCCUCGCCGACUCCAUCCGCAACUACAUGUCAAAGUUCUUGAAUGACGAGUGGAUGUGUGAGAAAGGCUUCCUCAGUCUGGAAUCCCCGAUUGAGCUCAAACCAUGGUGGUGGAACAUGACCGUCCAGUGUCUACAGCUGUCUGCUCCCCUCACAGUAUCACCCAGCAUGUCCUGCCAGAGCGUCAUCAAGAUCCUGGAAGAGAAAGCGUUCGACCAGGCCCCUGUCGUCGAUGAAUCAGGAGGGAUCCUGGGAAUGGUGACUCUAGGAGCCAUCCUGUCCUCCGUAGCAGUGGGGAAGGUUGAACCCUCAGACGCUGUCUUGAAGGUCCUCUGCAAAAAAUUCAAACAGGUGCACCUCAGCAACAUCCUGGGGAAACUGUCUCAUAUUCUCGAAACCGACAACUACGCAGUGGUGGUGCAUGAUCAAAUCCAGUAUAACGCUGAUGGGUCAGCUUGCCAAAGGCCGGUGGUGUCCGCUGUCGUGACAGCAAUCGACCUUCUCAACUACAUUAGUGCGGACAAGAGGGCGAGUCAUUCCCCCUCUGAGUGCUCUCUCUAGACACAA